Molecule: messenger RNA, 566 nt
Organism: Parus major (Great Tit)
Lineage: Eukaryota; Metazoa; Chordata; Aves; Passeriformes; Paridae
Product: heterogeneous nuclear ribonucleoprotein L-like
Exons: 3
Biological process (GO): regulation of RNA splicing
Cellular component (GO): nucleus
Molecular function (GO): mRNA binding
Source: RefSeq, a predicted model, not a curated record
CGUGGGCGGGACGGCGGAGCGGGGCGCCAUGUCGCGGCGGCGGUGGCGCGGCCCUCAGGGUUCCGAGGGCGGCGGACGCGGAACCGACAUGGGGAAGAUGGCGGCGGGCGGCGGCGGCGGCGGUUCGGGCCGAUAUUACGGUGGCGGUAGCGGCGGAGAAGGCGGGAGGGCUCCAAAGCGCCUGAAAACCGAUAGCGCGGAGCCGCCGCCUCACGGGCCCGGUGGGCCGGGGGGCGCGGGCGGAGGAGCCGGAGCGGGAGGAUCGGAGAAUUACGAGGACCCCCACAAAACGCCGGCGUCGCCCGUGGUUCACAUCCGCGGCCUCAUCGAUGGCAUCGUGGAGGCCGAUCUGGUGGAGGCGCUGCAGGAGUUCGGGCCCAUCAGUUAUGUGGUGGUGAUGCCAAAGAAGCGUCAGGCGCUGGUGGAGUUUGAGGACAUCCUGGGCGCCUGCAACGCCGUCAACUACGCCGCCGACAACCAGAUCUACUUCGCCGGCCACCCGGCCUUCGUCAACUACUCCACCAGCCAGAAGAUCUCACGGCCCGGCGACAGCGACGACGCGCGCG